This is a messenger RNA of Pararge aegeria (speckled wood butterfly), 358 nucleotides long. RefSeq names its product cytochrome b-c1 complex subunit 6, mitochondrial-like. The record is from RefSeq and is a predicted model, not a curated record. The transcript is spliced from 3 exons. Lineage: Eukaryota; Metazoa; Arthropoda; Insecta; Lepidoptera; Nymphalidae. The coding region runs from base 91 to 318 and encodes 75 amino acids.
UAUUGAAAAAAAUUAAGAAAAAACGGUUUAGAAGGGAAAAGUCCUCAGCGUCCUGAUCUAAUUCUCGUCCAUUUUUUAAAUUGAAUAAAAAUGGCCGACAAGUUUGAUAAGGAUUCAGCUGAUCCUUUGGCCCAGGAACGUGGAAAAUGUUUAGAAAAAAGUGAAAAAGUGCAGAAGCUGGUGGGAGUUCUUCACGCCUGCGAGCAAAGGGUGCAGUCGAAGUCCUAUACAGCGGAAACCUGCAGCCAGGAAGUCGUCGAUCUUCUGCAGGCUCUGGACCACUGCGUCGGACCUAAGGCUUUUGCGAGCUUCGUUUGACAACUGUAAACUACAUUGUUCAAUUAAACUUUGAUAUGUA